Messenger RNA from Desarmillaria tabescens, 508 nucleotides. RefSeq lists its product as uncharacterized. The transcript is spliced from 4 exons. The coding region runs from base 121 to 429 and encodes 102 amino acids. The record is from RefSeq and is a predicted model, not a curated record. Lineage: Eukaryota; Fungi; Basidiomycota; Agaricomycetes; Agaricales; Physalacriaceae.
UAGGACUCGGAACUAGCGAAGCUGCAGAUCAGGGUAUUGUCGCAGGCGUCAACACGGGGUUUGCGGCUUUGCGGUGUCCACCGUUCGUCCUAACAAGAGCAGAGAGCUUCAUGAUCGUCGAUGAUCUCAUUGGAGCGGACGAACCGUAUCAGAUGUUACUUAACCUCGAAGUCGGAAUACCGAAUGACGUUGCGACCUGAAAACUCCGAUAUGCGGUUAACAGCCAAAGCAUGCACUGCAAUGUUAGUGUGGCAUCAGAGGAACGUUAGCUGUCGUUCGGCCAGAUGCUGCACUAGAAAUACAACCAACCAGAUCAUCGACGUGUUGAAAGGUUGUGUGCUCAGUACACAGGGCUGGACUUUUAACGUACUGAUGAUCGGAGUAUCCAUGAAUGACAGCGAAGACGGGCCAUUCGAACCCGUACCGUAGUCGACACAGGGAAGGGUAGUCUGAGUGCGGACAUGACUCGCCGAAGUUGGCUUGUGUCUACAAGAAUCAUUUGUUGAUU